Messenger RNA from Harmonia axyridis, 1334 nucleotides. Its product is annotated as zinc finger Y-chromosomal protein 1-like. NCBI's taxonomy places the organism in Eukaryota, Metazoa, Arthropoda, Insecta, Coleoptera, Coccinellidae. The record is from RefSeq and is a predicted model, not a curated record. Bases 192 to 1298 code for a protein of 368 amino acids. Gene Ontology annotation, cellular component: nucleus. Gene Ontology annotation, biological process: regulation of transcription by RNA polymerase II. Gene Ontology annotation, molecular function: DNA-binding transcription activator activity, RNA polymerase II-specific; RNA polymerase II cis-regulatory region sequence-specific DNA binding. The transcript has 2 exons.
UUUUGACACUACAAUUAGGCAGACAUUCAACAUCCCUCUAUUGUUUUGCUAUAGCACUUCUUAAUUAACUAUUUUCCUUGCAUAUGAUGUUUAUAUAUGAAUUGAAAUGUAUAUUCACGUUUAAUCUUUGUGUAUAUAUAGUUUAACAGUUAUUGUUAUAUAUCUACCAUGUUGUCUUGUAUACAAGCAAAAUGGAAAUUGUUGAACACCCUGUCGAGAAGAAAUCAAAAAUUUCUUCAAUAAGAGAUUCUGAGCAAGUUUGCAAGCAGGAAGGGAAUUAUGAAAACCAUAAUAUGAAGGCUGAAUAUUUAGAUGUUGUAGAAGAAUUUAUUGAUGAAAAUCAAGUUCAUAAUAGAAAAGAUUUCAUUGGGAGAAUUGAAAAUAAUAUGUCCACCCAUGAGUCAUCCUUACAAAAUUUAAGAAAAAGAAAGGAGGAAAUUAAUAGAAAAGAGUGUGAAAUUGAUUCAAAACAGCUUAUUGAGAACCAAUUUGGGGGCUUUCCCCAACUCAAGUGUCAUCUAUGUGAGUUUAUUCCAACAAAAAAAAGUUAUCUUAAACAACAUGUAGAUACUGUGCAUUUGAAAUUGAAACAAUAUAAAUGUGAUUAUUGUGAAUAUGCUUCAAAUCAGAAAGUCCAUCUCAAAUCACAUAUAGAUAGUGUACAUUUGAAAUUGAAACAAUGCAAGUGUCAAUUUUGUGAUUAUGCUUCAAGCAACUCAAGUAAUUUAACAAAGCACAUGAAUUCUGUACAUUACAAUUUGAAGCAUUUUAAGUGUCACUUAUGUGAUUAUGCUUCAAAUAAGAAAUAUUGUCUCAAAACCCAUAUAGAUUCCACUCAUUGGAAUUUAAAACAACAUAAUUGUCAUUUAUGUGAUUUUGCAACAAACCAGAAAUGUACACUCAAAAAGCACAUAGACUGUGUUCAUUUGAAUUUGAAGCUAUAUAAAUGUGAUUUGUGUGAGUUUGCUACAAAUCAGAAAUCUUACCUCAAAUCACAUGUAGAUUCUGUUCAUUUAAAUUUGAGAAGUCAUAAGUGUCACUUGUGUGAUUUUGCCGUAUUUAGGAAAUCUCAUCUCAAAUUACACAUAGAUUCUGUUCAUCUAAAGUUAAAACAAUAUAAGUGUCUUUUAUGUGAUGCUGCUUUUAACAGAGAUACUAAUCUCAAAGCGCAUGUAGAUUCUGUUCAUUUAAACUUGAAGCAUUAUAAGUGUCAGUUUUGUGAUCAUGCUACAAAUCGGAAAAGUCUCUUAAAAAAACACACAGAUUCUUUUCAUUCUGAUUUUCAGCAAACAACCUGACUUUGUAAAUGAGGUGGAAAUAUAAUUAAAAAAGUU